Menidia menidia (Atlantic silverside) is the source of this 624-nucleotide messenger RNA. NCBI's taxonomy places the organism in Eukaryota, Metazoa, Chordata, Actinopteri, Atheriniformes, Atherinopsidae. The record is from the annotation of a GenBank genome assembly.
AUGGGGCUGAGUACUGUAAACAUUUCGAUGAUCGGCUUCACACUUGCGGUCCUGCUAAUCUCGUCAAGCCCCAACCUGGCAGUGGGCGAAGAAGGCUUCGGGGCUCUGAGAGUGGUAGAGGGAUCCGUGGCCCACACAACCCCACGGAGCCCGGAUGAGGGCCCCCGCUGGAUUCCCCAGUGCGGUCACCCACAGCCUCCAGUCUGUAGCUGCUCAAAGAUCAGUGAUGAUGCUAACCCUUACCCUCGAAAAACCAAACCGGAGGGUGCUGAAGGUUCCUCUGCUGCACCACUGAUAUCCGGACAGACACAGCUCCACCCACCAGCCAAACAACAAGGCCGGGCUGUCAACCCCAGGCAAAGCUGCUACUCUUUGGACUUGAUUCAUCAAUUGGACUCUGCGUUGACUAAUCAAGAACUAUAUUCAGCUUUACAAAACAUGCAAAGGAUUAAAGUCCCAGAACCCAAUUGGUUUCUAAUAAAAUUUAAGCUUAAAGUAUUUAAUUCCAAACUUACUCCAUGUGUAAAUGCUGUUUAUGUUGGAUCUUUGCGACUUAGUUCAUUGCCUCCCACACUGAGACAUGCCUCGAUUAGUGUUCUUCUGAAAAAGGAAAAGGAUUCCUAG